Molecule: messenger RNA, 1480 nt
Organism: Trachemys scripta elegans
Lineage: Eukaryota; Metazoa; Chordata; Testudines; Emydidae
Product: butyrophilin subfamily 2 member A2-like
Exons: 1
Molecular function (GO): protein binding
Source: RefSeq, a predicted model, not a curated record
UCUGAUUCUCUCUCCCCCCCAGUGAAUAUGAUGCUGGAUCCAGACACAGCUCAUCCUGACCUUGUCCUGUCUGAGGAUGGGAAAAGUGUGAGAUAUGGAUUAACCUAGCAGUAUCUGCCCAAGAACCCUGAGAGAUUUGACACUGAGCCCUGUGUGCUGGGCUGGGAGGGAUUCACCUCGGGGAGACAUUGCUGGGAGGUGGAGGUGGGGGGUGGGCUAUACUGGGCUGUGGGGGUGGCCAGAGAGUCUGUGGGGAGGAAGGGAGAGAUCAGCCAUAGCCCUGACAUGGGGAUCUGGGCUGUGGGGCAGUGGGUGGGCCGGUUCCAGGCUCUCACCUCCCCUGUGACCCUCCUGCCCCAGCACCGGGCCCCCAGCAGGAUCCGGGUUUGUCUGGACUGUGACCCGGGGCAGGUUACAUUUAACGAUGCUGGUGACAAUGCCCUGAUCUUCACUUUCCCACUGGGCUCAUUCAAUGGGGAGAGAAUCUCUCCCUCGCUCUGGGUGGGAUGGGGAUCCCGGCUCAGACUGUGUCCCUGAGGGUGGAAGGGGCUGGAGUUUCUGUAUUAGCAGGGAUCCUGGGAGAGGGAGACCCAGGGAUUGGGGAGUGUGACCUCCAGGCCACCAGGGAAGGGAUGCUGCUUUGGGAAGGAGAUGCAGGUGGGGAUAUGUCAUCUGGAUGAAGAAGAGGUGGCUGUGCGGAGGGGAGAGUCAGGUACCGGGCAGGUUUAACCAGAAGGGAGAGAAGAAAUGAAAUGGGAAAAAGUGAAAAUAAAGUAAAACAAGAAUAAACAGAGAAGCCUGGGGAAAGUGGGGGGGAAGCUGAAACGAGGAGAGUGAAGGCAAAACAAUCCUGAGAAGGGAAAAGCUCGGGGGGCACCGAGAGCGGAGGGAUUAAAUUCAGCAGAGAAAACUUGGCACGUGAGUUGGAAUGAUCAGUGACAUGGAUUAGAGAAGAGUUAGAGAGACUCCGAGAAAUAAACAGACAGAGAACAAGUGCUGGAGGAAAUGAUGGGUAAAACUGGAUUAAAUCAAAGAAAAGGACAAAGGAAAGAACAUGAAAGGGAGAUAGAGAUCUAUAAAAUGUUUCUGAAAGUGAGACUAACAAUAAUUCCACCCUCAUAGUUCAUGGACGGUAUUUCCACUUGGUAUCUUUCAGAAAAAACAUUUCAAAUUUUUACCCUGUGUUCUGGUUAUGAAAGUUCCUGAUCAGCUCCUUUUCAGCCUGAUAUUUCCUUAAGGAAAAUGAAACAUAUAAAACUAUGCUUCUUGUCGAUUUCCCUUUAAUUUCCCAGCUGUGACUUUUGAAGGUAGACAUGGGAUUGUUUUCCCCUAAAUUGUUUGUGUCAACCUGGCCCCAGAGAGGAUAUCUGGGUUACUUUACUUCUCAACUUCCCAACCUAUCCAUGCGUGACACCGGCAAUCAAAAUGCGUGACAGAUGUUUGCAAUCUGGAAUACCUGGAUUUUAUGGCACAUAGCCUG